Messenger RNA from Bombus impatiens (common eastern bumble bee), 2810 nucleotides. RefSeq names its product dnaJ homolog subfamily B member 6. Gene Ontology annotation, molecular function: Hsp70 protein binding. Lineage: Eukaryota; Metazoa; Arthropoda; Insecta; Hymenoptera; Apidae. The record is from RefSeq and is a predicted model, not a curated record. The coding region runs from base 275 to 1258 and encodes 327 amino acids. The transcript is spliced from 8 exons.
GUCUUUGACUUUGAGCCCUCAGUUUUCCACCGGGCACUGUCUCACGCGCUCCAUUCUCAUUUCCUCUGUGAACUCUUGUGUACCAAUUUAAUCACUUCCGCUAUUGUCACCGCAGCUCUAUUUAAAAUUCAAAGUCGAUCGCUAUCGAGGAUGAUCGGUCCACGUGAAACGAGUCUCGGUAUGGUUCAGUAGUGAUGAAAGAUGCGCGACGCGAAGGAAGAAGCAUGUGUGUGGUUGCCUAAAUCCUAACACCCAAGUGCGAACACUGUGAACGAUGGUUGACUAUUACAAAGUACUAGAAGUGCAGCGAACCGCCACGAGCGGGGACAUCAAAAAGGCAUAUAGAAAAUUGGCAUUGAGAUGGCAUCCAGACAAAAACCCUGAUAACCUGGAAGAAGCGAACAAGAGAUUCAAAGAAAUAUCCGAAGCAUACGAAGUCUUAAUUGACGAUGCGAAGAGACGAACCUACGACCAACGAUUGUAUCAGAAGGCAUCCUCGAGGCCCGGCCGUGGAUUCACCUACCGGAGUUUCUUUGACUCCCCUUUCCAGCGAUAUUUCGAAAAGAAAAGAAGGGUCUACGAUCAGUAUGGAAAGGAAGGACUUCAAAUGCCCGGUGGUAAGAGGCGACACAAGGAUGACUUUGAUCCACACUUCACUGGUACCUUCAUGUUUAGAGACCCUGAGGAAGUAUUUAAAGAAUUCUUUGGUGGCACUUCUUUCGAGAACCUGUUCUCUGACCUUGCUGAAAUCGGUGUGCGCCUCGGACCCAACAGGCAUAGUCAUCCAAGCAGUAACAGCAUUAGCACGUCAUUCUUUGGUCCGUUAGGAGUUUCUCACUUUGGUUUCUCACCAUUCAACAACUUGUUUGAAGGUUCGUCAGGAAACUUCACCUCGUUCAAUGCGUUUACGAGUUUCGGUGGAGCCAGCGGUGGAGGUGCUGUGAAACGGACAAGUACUUCAACUCGAUUUAUCAACGGCAAAAAGAUCACCACCAAAAAGGUUUUCGAAAAUGGAAAGGAAACAAUAAUGUCGUACGAGAAUGAUGUGCUAAAGUCGAAGACGGUGAACGGCGUGCCACAAUCAAUAACGUUUGACGAGUCAUCGACUAGUCGCCAGCUAAUCGACAGUGCCAGCGAUAUCUCGAUGGCUGGCCAGAACUCGAGAACAGUCCAUGGUGACCAUCAGAAGGCUAGCAGAAUAAAGACGCACCAUCAUCCACUUCUCACUAAGAAGCACGAUAAGAGUAAGAGAAAAUAGAGGCAACACUUUUGCAGCCUUCUCUCAUUCGUUUUUUUGUCCGUAUCUUUUUCAUUUUAGUCUCUUCGUUUUAUUCUUUUUUUUUCGAAUUAAACGCAUACAUACAUAAACAUACAUUAUAUACGUACGUACGUGUAUCAUUUACGGAACUGAUGUUGUAAAUUAUAUCAUUUCUCGCAACGUCGCUUUUGCUAUUGUCUAAAUAAUCGGGAUUAAAAAAAAAGAAGAAAAACUCUUCGUGAAUUAGCAUUGACUGAUCACAAAUGUUCGAUUUGAUCAAUAAAUAAAAAAAAAAAAAAAUUCGCUGCAAAAUUCAUUGUAAGAUUUUGCAUCGAAAGUGGCAUGUUUAAUUGAUUCUCGUUCGCUGUUGAGAGAGAGAGAGUGAGAGAGAGAGAGAGAGAGAGAGAAAAAGAAGGCCCUUCUUUCUGCAAAGGAACAGAGGGAUGUUGUUACUACAGAACAUUCUGUUGCGUGUUAUAGAUAGCGCGUCGUUUCCGUUUAAAGUCUGGCGUGUUAUGUUUAAUACGGUAAGUUUCGCUUAUCCUAGAUUCCUUAGACAAUUAAUUUACUACGUCGUAAGUUAUAUAAUUGCUAGAUUUUUAUUUGUAAGUAAGCUGCACGAAUUUCGAGCGUGCAUUCACACAGGAACUUCGACUGAGUUUAAUCGAAUUUAAAUUGUUAAAACAUACACGUACACACGAGGCUGAAUUUCAUCACGCGUAUAUUCGUUUAGGACAUCACGAUGGACUUGCAGCCGUAACAAUUGUUCUUACAGGAUAAAAUUGUAUUACGAGAAAUUUUACUACAAUGGAUCUUUUCCUUCGUUUGUUUUCUACUCGCGGUGAAGCAUUCAUGAUGAAAGAAAUGUUCCUUUUUUUUCUUUGUAAUCGAUUCGUGAGAAAAGAAUUGAAACAUAUACAGGACUAUUCUUUUCUGUGGCAGAAAUAUUUCUUCACAAGCAAUUUAUGUGUCGUAAUUUUAUUUGUUUACGUUAGUUAAUUUCAUAUGUAUCUGUAUAUAAUAAGGACAAAAAUGUUAAAACUGAACGUGGAGAAGAAAAAAAAAUACAUCAUUAAUGUAUGGUAGUACAUUUCAUUACUCUCUAUCGAUAUCCAACACUAUGUCUCGUCUCUGAUGUUCUCUCUUUUUGUUUGUAACAACAUUUAUCUCAAGGUGGGAUACUAGUAUAAAAUGUCAAAUUAUAACAAAGUAUUUACCACUUUAUUUUGAUCUUUUUUCUCAGCUUUACUGAUAUUUAUAAUAUUCAUACAGUGAAAUUCAUUUAUAAAUCGAUAUUUAUAUAAAGAAGAUAGGCGAGAAAUGUAAAAGUUAUCCAAAACGAAGGGAGGACUACUUCUUUUUUUAUAUUUUCACCGUUAUACGCUUCGAUGUGGUAUUAAAACUCGUGUAUAUGUAUUCGAAAGAUAAAUAUGUUAACAGUUGCAUGUCGGUGAGUGAAUAUAGUACAUGUAUUGACUCCUCGCAAGUCAACAGCAUCGACGUUGUAAAUAGCUAAUCAGUGAUAGCAAAAUAAAUUCAGCUACCACAAGAA